Messenger RNA from Fraxinus pennsylvanica, 549 nucleotides. The record is from the annotation of a GenBank genome assembly. Lineage: Eukaryota; Viridiplantae; Streptophyta; Magnoliopsida; Lamiales; Oleaceae.
AUGAAGAGCGAAAGGAAAUUGAUAUACCAUGAGAGGCAAAAAUUACAAUUUUGCUUGUUGCACUCCCUCAACAAUCUCUUCCAGGAGAAAGAUGCAUUUACUCGAGCAAAUUUGAAUGCCACUGCUGAAAAACUGAACUUCGAUGAUCCAAACAAGGCAACCUGGACUCCUAUGUCUGUGAUCUUUAAGCCUCAUCAUAAUUCUCUUACAGGAAAUUAUGAUAUUAACGUUUUAAUUGCUGCUCUUGAAGAAAGAGGGAAAAGGGUAAUAUGGCAUGAUCGCCGAAACGGGACAUCUCCAAUUGAUCUAGAUGGGUUGAAGGAUGAAUUGUUCGGUAUUAUAGUUAAUGUUCCAGUAAGAAGGUAUGCUGGCCUAUGGAAAGGUAGGCAUUGGGUUGCAUUGAGAAGGAUUGAAGGAGUCUGGUACAAUUUGGAUAGUGAUCUUUCUGCUCCUUAUUGUUUUGAAAAUGCUGAGGAAAUUAGGGAGUUCUUGGACAGUGUAAUGUCCACUGGAGCUGAGGUUUUGCUUAUCGUGAAUGAUAAAGAAUAA